Fibroporia radiculosa is the source of this 1977-nucleotide messenger RNA. RefSeq lists its product as uncharacterized. The record is from RefSeq and is a predicted model, not a curated record. Gene Ontology annotation, biological process: termination of RNA polymerase II transcription. The transcript is spliced from 7 exons. Gene Ontology annotation, molecular function: mRNA binding; RNA polymerase II complex binding. NCBI's taxonomy places the organism in Eukaryota, Fungi, Basidiomycota, Agaricomycetes, Polyporales, Fibroporiaceae. Bases 1 to 1977 code for a protein of 658 amino acids. Gene Ontology annotation, cellular component: mRNA cleavage factor complex; cytoplasm.
AUGUCCCUCUAUCCUCAGCCCCACACCCAGGUGUUCAAUUCUCCACCAUAUCCCGCUCAAGGUUACGGUCAGCCGUUGAUACCACCGACGAGCUACCACUACCCUCCGCCAGUCCAGCCUACUUUCCAUGUCGACCCGCAGACAUUUCGUCGCGAUUAUACGACGCGGUUAGCUGAUUUGACUGUCAAUUCUAGGCCGAUUAUUCAGAAUCUAUCCAUGAUUGCCCAAGAGUAUUCUCGGUAUGCGGAGAUUGUUGCCCAAUGCAUUGAAAUGCAUAUACGCAGGGUGCCACUUUGGAUGAAGUUACCCGCGUUCUACCUUCUCGAUGCAAUGUCCAAGAAUGUCUUCGAUCCUUAUGCUAGAUGUUUUACGCCUCUCGUCGUCACGCUCUUCAUCGACACGUAUGAGCAGGUCGACCCGAGCACGCGCAGUAAAAUGGAGGAAAUGCUCCUGACUUGGCGCACUGGGGCGCCUAAUGGACGCGAAUUAUUUGGUGUCGUUCCACAGGUCGCGAUCGAACGUCACAUUUGGGGAGGAGAUACUACAAUGACUGCUUCAUCAAGUAGAUCCGGCGGGUCAUCAUCAAUAUCAACAGCGCAAGUCCUCAGUGAACUUGAAUUCGUCCUCAGCCAGAAAGAACGAACUUUGCAGGCAAAUCCAUACGACAAGCUCGCUCAGAAUCAUGUUGCCGUUCUGCAACAGCUACGAAAGCUAGUGCAAGCGGGGGUCUCACAAGAAGAGCUUAACCAGAUACUUACUCAAUUGCGCAGCCUCGCUCAGCCUGCUUCGUCAUCUCCGCCGCCUGUUCCUGCGCCUGUACCACAGUCGUACUCCACUGCGUCAUAUUCUGUAUCUCCGCCAAGCUACCCUACUCCGAUAGAUCAGACUAUGUAUCCUUCGCAGCCAGCCUACCCAACAGCUUCCUUUAGUGUUUCCAAGACUGAACCGGUUGACUUCAGCUUGCUGGUCCCUCAACCAACCGCUGCUUCGUCGGUUUCUGCUACCGUCUCAGCACCGUCUGCGCCCGCGAGUAAUAUCGCGAACUUGUUCAAUGCUCUUGUCAGGACAGGUGUACUAUCUACUUCCGGUACGCCUACCGGUGCAGGUACAAUAGCUAAGACGGAGGAGGCCGCUGCGCCUGCGCCCCCAGAUCCUGAGAAGGAGGUUGCUAAAGUCUACAGGAAGACAAUUCUAGCUAAUAAGCUAAAGCUGACUAGUGCUGAUAUUGUAAGGCAACGGCUCAACGUGGCCAGUCUACUCUACAAGCGAUUACCCGUACAGUGUAAGCAAUGCGGUGUUCGUUUCCCCGACGGACCCAAGGGCAGGAAGACCAUGGAGGGUCACCUAGACAUGCAUUUUCGGCAGAAUAGGAAAGCGAGCCAGGCGGUAAGUCGAGGAUACAGUCGCAGUUGGUUUAUCAGCGUGGAGGAUUGGGUUCAUGAUGGGUCGAUUGAUAUUAAAGGCAAGGGCCGUGCGGAUGGUCGUAAAAUAAAUUCAAGUGCAGCUGCUGCCGCAGAGGCGGCUAAGCGUGAGGCCGAACUUCGAGCACUUUUCGUGGUAGUUCCUCCGGGUGAUGAGGCGAAACCUAUAUCAUGUCCCAUUUGUAAGGAAAUCCUGAAGUCGGAAUUCCUGGAAGAUGAUGAAGAGUGGGUGUGGCGGAACGCUGUCAGACGCGAUGACAAGAUAUAUCAUGCGACAUGUCAUGCGGAAGCGACAGCAUCUAAGUCUACGCUUGCGGUGCGACUUCGGAAUGAGGUGUCGUCGAGUCGUAGUCGUUCGCAAACUCCUGAGAAACAGAUAUUGCGGACGCCCCCAAAGGUGUCCCUUUCAUUCAGUGGGGAGCAGAGGAAGGCGAAUUCGCCGUCGCCGACAACACCAAUGGGAAUGAAGCGUAAGGCUGACGAUGAUGCAUCCAAUUCGUCGCUAGAGACUAUGCGAGGCGAGCCCCCAACGAAAAAACUGGCCGUCUCAGCGUAA